This is a messenger RNA of Macadamia integrifolia, 766 nucleotides long. RefSeq lists its product as uncharacterized. The record is from RefSeq and is a predicted model, not a curated record. The coding region runs from base 227 to 646 and encodes 139 amino acids. NCBI's taxonomy places the organism in Eukaryota, Viridiplantae, Streptophyta, Magnoliopsida, Proteales, Proteaceae. The transcript has 2 exons.
GCCGGACGGAGCAAGUGUACCUUUACACGUCCCCCUCCCCCACAAAGCCCCUGCACUAGGCGCCCUACUCCCUACUCCUUACAGCCUUUUCCCUCACCUUGGGUUCUCCAUAAAUACUCACCACCACAACCACUCCCUCUCCCCCCAAAAUCAGUGAUAGCCCUGUCGCCCCAUUGCUCUGUUCUGCUUUGCUCUGCUCUCGGGUGUGGCAGUACAUGAGAGAGAAAUGGAGAAUCAAGAAUGGAGGCCCGAAGAAUCAGAUGCAUCUAGGCCAUCCAUAGGUUUCCCUCUGGGUACAGCGCUUCUGUUGAUUGUCAUAUUCUGCCUGAGUGGUUUCUUCUCCUGCUGUUACCAGUGGGAUAAGCUUCGCUCUCUCCGUCGUCGAUCGGAAGAAACCGAACCCGACUUGGAUUCAACCCCUCAAUCCCCCUCCAAAUCUAAACACAUCCACAUGGAUUCGAAGCAGAACAAGAGUGAGAGCUUGCCAGUAGUAAUGCCCGGUGAUCGGAUUCCAAAGUUCAUAGCAAUGCCGUGUCCAUGUGAACCGCCGCGAGCGGAGGAGACUGUCUUAGUGGUGCAUAUGCUUCGACCACCACCACCACCACCUCGACCUCGUCCUCCUCUACCAAUACCUUAUUAUAUUUGACAGAUUCAUUUUUUUUUUAUAUAUAUAUAUUUCAAAGAUUUACCCUUUUGCUUUCUUUGAUAUAGUAUUUGUAUAUACGCAUAGUUAAAUAAUUGAAGAAAAAUCCAACCAUUAUUCUUA